Lutzomyia longipalpis is the source of this 6353-nucleotide messenger RNA. It is a transcript of the gene Chi, whose product is annotated as LIM domain-binding protein 2. The transcript is spliced from 10 exons. Gene Ontology annotation, cellular component: nucleus; transcription regulator complex; mitochondrion. The record is from RefSeq and is a predicted model, not a curated record. Gene Ontology annotation, biological process: tRNA wobble position uridine thiolation; positive regulation of transcription by RNA polymerase II; nervous system development. NCBI's taxonomy places the organism in Eukaryota, Metazoa, Arthropoda, Insecta, Diptera, Psychodidae. The coding region runs from base 1418 to 3265 and encodes 615 amino acids. Gene Ontology annotation, molecular function: LIM domain binding; sulfurtransferase activity.
CUCACACUGUCCCGAGGAGAAUCAAAUAUUGUCAUGGCGUCGUCGUGGAGUUGUGUGUCUGAUGAUGAAAAAGACAUCGCAAGAGAAGCGUUUGCCGUGUGAACAGUCGUGAAGAGAUAAUUUGUGAAAAAUCAUCACAUUCGAUGUCCUGUGUGGCUAUAAAGUGUCUUUGGACUGAGAUUUUAAUAUAAAAUGUGAAUAAAUUCAAUUUUUCGUGAUGUUUGGAGUUCCGCCCCUGUACGAUUGCCUCUUGUAUUCGGUUGUUGGCCACCGGCAGUGAAAAUUUUCGUGUAUUUCCCACAAAAGAGUGAAUAUUGUAAAAGAAAAAAAAAUAUCAGUGCAAUUUACCAAGUAAUAUAUGUACAUACUGUACUUACAAGUUUAGGGUCAUUGGAGGCAAACUAUAUAUAACAUACAGGGAAAUGUAGGAAGAAUUUUAGUGCUUGAGUAAAAUAAUACCUGAAUUUUCGUGAAAAAGAAAAGUGUGAAGAAAUUACCAUCAAAAGAGCCUUUUUGGUUACCGAUUUUUCUUUAUAUUUGCUCUUAUGUUAUAAGUAGACCAAUCAAAAAUUUAUCACUAAACACUGUGGCCGAUUUGGUACAACCAGAAUAACCAUUAAUGUAGAUCAGACGUACAUAAAGUAAUAAUACACGUCGUGUAAUGAGAUAUACAACUAUAUAGCGAUGAUGUGAAUAAUAAUAAUAAUAAUAAUCAAUUUUUGGCAAAAAUAAUAAUUCUGAAACAAAUAGCGAAUACAAAUUAUAUGAUGUAGUGAGUUUUUUUUAAGACCCUCAAAUACUACAGCAAGAAAAUUAAAACGAGGACCAAAUAUGCAAUGAAUUGAUAACAAAUUAUAUGGCAUUGUGUGAUGUGCACAUGAAGUUGCUCAAUAUAAAUCUGUCAGUCGAACAAAUAUAUUCUUCACUGUGACAAAAAAAAGUUGGGUUUAUAGAUCUAAAAAAUCGAUGGAAGUAUUGUGCAUAGCAUAUCAGUAUCCGGUUGCUGCGAACCGGCCAAUUGACAUUGGUUACAAACAGGACAGUGAGAAUCCAAAGUGGUCACCACACACAUGUUCAAUAUGAAUUUGCUGUACCGGAAUGAAAUACCAGUUGAAAAAAAUAAAAGGGGCAUUGCAUGAAACAAAAAAAUAAUAUUAAGAACCGAAGGAGAAGUGAUCUCAAAAAAAUUGUGUUAAAGAAGCUAAAGGCAAGACGUGUCUCAUGUGUCUGACAGAGGUGACAAUGUAUGUGAAUGUGCAUGUGUGGAUUAUGUGAAAACGGUCGAAAAGUGUUCUUUUUUCACCGUCUCUCAAAAUUGUCUCUGUAAACUAUUUAAUCGUUCAUCACGGAUUACUUAAAAACGUUCCCGCAAAGGAGGACUUCUUCUCCACUCUUUCUCAAUUCACCUGAGAAAGGAAUGCUAGGCUUGACCCGUCGCGGAGUGGCUGCUGGGCCGCCAUUGAGUUUGCCUAGCACACUGGAGGACUCUGGGGCGACGUGGAAAGGUGCACCCCCAGGUCCAGAAACCCAGACGUCCGGAUCUGGGGGUGGUUUCACCCCUUCCGGUCCUAAUUCAUUUACUGGUCCCGGUUCCGUCUUUCCGUCUGCAGGCCAAGGUUCUCCAGCAAGUGGUGGGGGAGGUGGUGGAGCCGGUGGUUCUGGUGGAGCUGGUGGUGGCGGUGGUGGUGGUCAAACAGUUGGUGGUUAUCAGGGUCCUCCACCCGGCUCCAACACGCCUCAGUACACAGCUUCACCGGCACCUUCGGGUUCAUCCACACCAGGUCCUGGACCACCGCAAAAUGUCAGCGGAGCUGGUUUCCCCCCACCACCAAAUUCAGCGGGUCCCCCGUAUAAUGGACCUGGUCCAGGACCAGGCGGACCUUUUGGGUCACCAUCCGCUGGUGGUCCACAAUAUGGGAGGCCAGGUAGUUCAGGACCGGCAUUUGGUGGUGGACCACAUUUUGCCUCACCUGGAGGUCCUGGAGGCUUCGGUGGACCACCACAGUUUGGAAUGCCACCCGGUUCACCAUUCGGCCAUGGUCCCGGACAUCCCAUCGGACCAAUGGGGCCUGGUCAUAUGAUGGGAGGACCUCAACCUGUUGACCGUAUCGAUCAAGGAGCCUUAAGUGUACCUAGAAGACAUACAUCAUAUUUCAGUCAGACUGAGUAUCGGGUGCAUGAACUGAAUAAGAGGUUACAACAGAGGACAGAGGAAAGUGAUAAUUGCUGGUGGGAUUCCUUUGCCACGGAAUUUUUUGAGGAUGAUGCAACGCUUACGUUGACAUUCUGUCUCGAGGAUGGACCGAAGAGAUAUACAAUAGGCCGAACGCUGAUACCGCGAUACUUUCGAAGUAUAUUUGAAGGUGGUGUCACGGAACUCUACUUCCAUAUGAAACAUACAAAAGAAUCCUUCCACAAUACAUCAAUAACAUUAGACUGUGAACAAUGUACGAUGGUGACGCACCACGGGAAGCCUAUGUUUACCAAGGUAGCUCAGCAGAUUGUAUGCACCGAAGGGCGACUGAUAUUGGAGUUUAUGUAUGAUGACUACAUGAGAAUUAAAUCGUGGCAUAUGGCUGUAAGGGCACACAAAGAACUCAUACCGCGCAAUGUCGUGGGGAUGCACACACAUUCACCUCAACCAGAUCCUGGAAUUUUAGAGCAAUUGACAAAGAAUAUCACACGACAGGGGAUCACAAAUUCAACGUUAAACUACCUACGCUUAUGUGUUAUCCUGGAACCAAUGCAAGAGCUCAUGUCUCGCCACAAAGCGUAUGCGCUUAGUCCACGGGAUUGCCUCAAGACAACGUUAUUUCAGAAGUGGCAGCGAAUGGUUGCACCGCCGGGUAAGAGAGAAAAACUUCCAAAUCAGACCGGCAAAAAAGACACCCAAAGACCGGCAAAUAAGCGACGAAAACGAAAAGGUUCCAAUUCAGGAGGAGCAGCAAACAAUGCUCCACCCGUGCCAAGCAAAAAACGUUCCCCAGGACCAAAUUUUUCCCUAGCGUCACAGGAUGUCAUGGUAGUUGGUGAGCCAUCGCUGAUGGGUGGUGAGUUUGGUGAUGAGGACGAACGACUGAUAACAAGGCUAGAAAAUACCCAGUACGAUGCUGCAAAUUCGCUGGAACACGAUAACCAUGGUGGUUUCCAUGCCGACUCACCAAUGACGGGGCCCAAUUCGUGGAAUGUAGACCGAGGUGGACCCCAGGGGAAUACACCGUCCAGUCAGGAUUCCGAGAAGAAGAGUCCCGCCGUUUCGCAGUGACGGAUAACAAUACAAUCCACUCUCUAUCCCAGCACGAGCUAAAAAUCUUCUCCGGCCACAUUUGCCGUAUGGAGGAGAAUCUCCCUUCCGAAUUAAUUCAUGUGAGUGUCCUGUGUGUGUUUUAUUAAUUGUGUUCAAAGUUUGGAGAGAAAAGAAAAAAAAAACAAAGAAGUGGUGUCGAGCGACCCAAAAAAAUGGAGAACUUGCAUUGCAAUCAGAUAUGGAGAAAGAAAAAAAAACCCUAAGAGACAUUUUAUCAGUACACACACACAAGGUGAAAAGUGAGAGUGAAAUGAGGUUUUUUUUGUUGUAAGAAAGUGCGCAAAAAAUGGUGUUUCAGGACCCAUUUGUCCUGUUGGCACCAAAGAAGAAAAAAAAUUGAAUUACCUUCAACAUUUUUGUACAUAAAAGUAGCAAUAACCACUACACAACUCCACUUGAUGAACUUAUUUGGGGGCGCAUGAAGAAAUGCCCAUGAUGUGAAGGUGAUUGUUGGACAACACUCUUUGAGAUCAACUUGAUGGAGAGCUAUAAAAAAAAGAAAUACCUACAUAGUGAAUCUUUGAGUGUGUAUAGUGUGUAUAAAAAAAAUGUUCUUUUUGUAUUUUGAAAAAAUGCAAAGAAAACCACUGUGAGCACAAUGUGGAUUUUUUUUAAAGAAACUGUGUGACAAAGACAAUUUCUGAUAAAAACAAAAAGAAAUUAAUAGUGAAAAAAAAAAAACAUUUAGUGUCUAAUGAAGAAAAAAACCACCACAAGAAAAAAUUGUAAUUAUUUAAUUUUAUUUCUUAAAAUAAAAAAAAAACUAUUUCAUGUGAAUUACAACUUCGACAAGAACUUAAAUAGCAAGUGGUUAAAUUAAAUAGUAUAAAGUAAAUAAAUCAAGGAAAUUACUUAAUAACAAAAUUUUUAAAUAAUUAUAUCAGACAUGAGAGAAGAUAAAAAAAGUACGAUAGUUGAAUGGAAUGUGAGAAUAAAAGGAAACACAAAAAAAUGUAAGGAAAUGUGGACACUCGAAAAAUACGGCAUCAAUUUAUUUGUUUUAAAAAGAUUUACAAAAAAAGAGAAACAGUAAAACAAAACGAAAUUACUGAUUUAUCAAAAGAAAAAGAUAGAAAGAAAAUAGAAAGACCCGAAAAAAUUAUUAAGAGAGAACAAGGUAAGAAAAAAAAACAAAAGAUUAUAAAUAUUAAUUAUAAAAGAAGAAUAUUAUAAAAUACUAUAAAAAAUGAAAGAUAGUGCUUAGGUGGAAAUUGAUUGAAAUGAUGCGAGAGUUUACAAAUUUUAAUUAAAUUUGAUUAGAAAUUGUAAUAAAUUUAUAUAGACUACUCGAAUCUCUCUACAAAGUCAGUAUUUGUUGAUUAAAAAAAAAUGAGAAAAUGAAAUUGAUGAAAAAAAAAUGAAAAUCUGCGUGUAUAGAAAACCAACAUACACAAAAUUGUAAAAAAAAUAGAAAGAAAGAUGAAAAUGAACGAUAAAACACAAAAAAGGACAAAAAACAUACAAAAAUUUAAGCCAGAGAAAAGAAAUCAUUGCAAAAGAAUCCAGAAAACAUUUUUUUUGAGCACAAAUUAGAACAAACAUUUUAACAAAGAGUUAUUUCAUUGCAAAAAAAAAGUAAUUUCUUGUAUGAAAAAUUUGUGCUCUAUUGAGGAAAAUUAUAGGUAAUAAGAAUUGGGUUUCAUGCAUUUUUCUUAAUACUAAAAAAAAAGUAUUUUUAUGGUAGAAUCUGGGAGAAAAAAAACAAAUUUCUGGGAAUAUUUACUCAUCAACAGAGCACAUUUUUGAAUUACAAGGCUAUUUGCAUAAUUUUUGUUAAAAUCAUAAAAUAGCAUUUUUUUAUUGCAAUAAAAUUAAAAUAACAUUGAAUUGAAAACGAAUUUUCAAAAAAAAAAUUCAACUUAAGAACUUUAGUGAUUUUUUAAAGAGAAUAUUUGAUGCAAUUUAUUGCAAAUACGAAUAAAAUUUAGGCGAGACUUUUUCUUUAUUUUCUUUUCCAUUUGGUAUUCAUUAGAGAAGGCAUUUUUUUAAAGACCUUUUCUAUACCUACUCCUAAUGAUUAGUUGUUAAUUGAGAUGGAAAAAGAACAUUCGGGGAAAUCAUCUUUUAGAUGGAACACGUAAAUAAUUUUUUAAAAAAAGUGAAAAACUUCUUUAGUUUUUUAUUUUAAUUAUUUUCUCAAAUUCUUACGAAAUUUCUUAAUUUCUUAAAUUUCAUCAGGAUUUUUCUUCUAUAGUACUCAAUUUUUUUUGACGAAAAGAAGAGAAUCUUUAAUCCACCGAGUUAUCAAAACCCUUUAAUAUUGAUCCACCAAGAGAAAAACAUCUUUACGUUUUUUUGCUCUAGCGACUACAAUUUUUUAGAUAUCGAGUUGAAAUAAAAAGCAAUUAAACUUUUAGAGUUUACGCAUCUUUUGGCGAAAGAAGUUUUCAGAUAUCUCAGUCCAUUCAAAAGUUAUUCGCGGUUAAAAUCAUGCCUUAAUUUCCUGGCCACCCUGUAGAUGCCAAAUCUUUUAUUUUUAGUCAUUUCUUCUAAAUUAUUUUCAAGAAAGAAGGUUUUUAGGGUCAUUUUUAAACUUCUACUUCAAAAUUUAAAAUUUAUAAAUUUUUACAUACAAAACUAUUUGCAUUGGAUUCGUAUCUCAUUGUCGAUCCUCGGUGAAAAAAAAAUGAUUAUUUUAAUGAGAGAAAUGCGCAUGGGUCCAAUUUUUGAAGAAAAAAAAAUAUUCAAAAAAGCAUACACUUGUUAAAUGUAGUGUGAAGACUUCUCUCUGAAAAAAAAAAUGAAAGAACUCAGCAAUAACAUCAUUCACAUUCUCUCUGAAAAGAAGCAGAGAAGAUUUCACCCUCCCCCAAAAAAUAUUUUCAAUUCAUUGCUAUUUUUCUUUUUAUUCAUGAGAGAUAUUUUUUUGCUCAACAAUGCAUAUGAUUUCUUUUCGACCAAAAAUGCAGACUUGAAGAUUUGUAAAGAAAAGAAAAAAACUUUUAGUGAGAAGAAAAUCUUACGACAUAAAAAAAUAAGACCCCAUAAAAAUGUAAGAAGACAGAGAGGGAUAAAAAAUAGUACAGAAAAGGAAAAAAAUCACACA